Molecule: messenger RNA, 677 nt
Organism: Thermothelomyces thermophilus ATCC 42464
Lineage: Eukaryota; Fungi; Ascomycota; Sordariomycetes; Sordariales; Chaetomiaceae
Exons: 1
Coding region: 99-449 (116 amino acids)
Source: RefSeq, a predicted model, not a curated record
AAAGUCGUGCUUCAACUCUAGGAUACACUGCGCAUCAACUAGAACCCUCAAGAGAGAGGGAGAGGACCUGGGGCAAAAAGGAAGAGGUCUCGGAAAACAUGUGCACCUACACGACACACAUUCGCGUGUGCGCCCGCUGCGCUCGAGAGGACACGGUUCUCAUCUCGGAGCAGCUCUGUCAAACAGCCAAGGCGUCGGGCAUCUUCGGCAGCUGCCUCGAGGGCGUGCUCUGCCAGCGCGACACCGCGGGGUACCGGUGCUGGCAGUGCAGAGAUACUGCGACUGUCGCCGUCGCCGCGGCUGUGGUUCGCUCUGGGGUCACCGUCGCGGGCGGACGGGUGGCGGGAGAAAGGAAGCGGAGGGCGACGGGGAGGAUUGGGAGAAUGGUAGGCGGAGCUGUUGCCGAAGGGGUGCAUGCCGGCCAGGCCCGGUCCGGUUGGCUUCAGUAGAAAAUGGAGUUGAGGAUGUAUAUAUUAUCGUGUUGUUCUGGCUGGCUCGGACGUUGGUGGAAGGAGAUGAGAGAGUGGAGGAUUGUGUGUUGGUGGUUUUGGCGUUCUGAGUUGUGUGUUUGCAUCCCCCCCCCCCCCGGGGACCACUUACGAACGUGACGAAGUUAUGAAUGAAAUACCCCGUGUGCGAUCACUUUAAGCAUGUUCUCCCUGGCUGACUAGUUCUCU